GCAUAGAUCUUGCCAAGGCACAGAAGGGGACGAUAGUUGUGGUGUGAAAUCAAGGCAAUCUACCAUCAAACCCACAAAAUUCCUACCACUUGAAGAUAAAAUUGUCGAUACUUUUGGCGAGGGGUGUGAGUUGUUGUAUUGGUUAAUGAAUUAUGAUGAUGCAAAGUAUGAUACAACAUCAGUACUUCUAAAGGCCUCAAUGUUUAAUUUUGAUAGCGACAAACAGAUUUGGGUAACCGCUACCGAUGUAUUUAGUAGACAACUUCAUCGACCUUUUCAACAGGACUGAGAUCACAUUCUUUUGUCCUCAACUCAUUUUAGAAUCUUCAAUUCAGAAUGAUUACCUUGAAACUUAUACAUAUGUGAAGAAUACAUUUUUGCAUGAAGUAAGAAAGACGGGUAAACGUUGCAAAUUCAUCGUGGCUCCAUAUGUUGCAAGUGGUCAUUGGGUUCUUGUGGUGGUCGAUCUAAAAUUAGGUUUAGCUUAUGAGUUUGACUCUAUGAAGCUACCUAAAGAAAAACCACGACAAUUGAAAAUUGCCGAAAUUAUGAUGACGACUUAUAAAGUAUAUCGGGCGAAUCUCACAGGGAGUGAAUUUAAAUCACAUAGGCAAAAAUUGAAAUUCAUACAAAUGGAGUGUUCUCAACAAGGGGGAGUUGAAUGUGGCUACUACAUUAUGAGAUACAUGUAUGAGAUUGUUACUUCUCACUUGGAGUGCAAAGGUGUCUUAGAGGAGAUGGGAAAGAUAGAAGUCCAUUAG
Messenger RNA from Chenopodium quinoa (quinoa), 761 nucleotides. RefSeq lists its product as uncharacterized. Gene Ontology annotation, biological process: proteolysis. Bases 246 to 761 code for a protein of 171 amino acids. The transcript has 6 exons. The record is from RefSeq and is a predicted model, not a curated record. Gene Ontology annotation, molecular function: cysteine-type peptidase activity. NCBI's taxonomy places the organism in Eukaryota, Viridiplantae, Streptophyta, Magnoliopsida, Caryophyllales, Amaranthaceae.